Phragmites australis (common reed) is the source of this 2987-nucleotide messenger RNA. Its product is annotated as scarecrow-like protein 34. Gene Ontology annotation, molecular function: sequence-specific DNA binding; DNA-binding transcription factor activity. Gene Ontology annotation, biological process: regulation of DNA-templated transcription. The coding region runs from base 349 to 2616 and encodes 755 amino acids. Gene Ontology annotation, cellular component: nucleus. The record is from RefSeq and is a predicted model, not a curated record. The transcript has 2 exons. Lineage: Eukaryota; Viridiplantae; Streptophyta; Magnoliopsida; Poales; Poaceae.
AGGAGUAGCUGCGUUUCGUCUUCCUUGGUCUCCUUCGUCCACUGCAGGGCAACAGAAGAGAGAAGCCAUCACUCUCAUAUGGUCGCCAAGGUGGCAGUCGCAUCUGACUGCCUUCCCGGAACCUUCUUCUUCACCUGUGUCCCUCCCGUCCCGCCCCGGUGUCCAGCUCCCUCUGGAUCGAAGCUUUGAUUUUUCUGCACCCGUGCCUUCCCCUCCCAUCGAUCCAUUCCAUGUUUCUUGUCACACAAGUUACAACAUCAUCAGUUCAUCACCACACCCACGGUCCCACCACCAUCACCACCACCAGUGAGGAGUUGUAAUCGGACUUUUAUCGCCGGCCGGCCAGCCAUGGCCGCCACGCCGGAGGAGUUCCUGGGGCAAGGGGGUUUCCUCGCUGACCCCGAGCCCUUUUCCCCUUCGAUCUUCCUCAACCUCCCCCUGACGCCCCGUCCAGAUGGCGAGGACCUGGCAUCGUCGGACGACCUCGUCCAACCCUUCAUCUCGCGCAUGCUCAUGGAAGAGGACAUCGACGACAAGUACCCUGAUAACCCCGCGCUCCUCACCGCCCAGCAGCCCUUCGCACAGAUCCUCUCCGACACCGCCACGGCUUUCUCUUCCGACGCCGCCACCAUCAACGGAUGUGGCACCUUCACCCUCUCGCCGUCCUCCUCCGACGCCCCCACAUUCGCCAACGCCACCUGGCCCUACGACCCAGUUGAGCUCUCCCAGCUGCUCCUGUCCCCUCCAUACCGCAACAUGGGAGUCGGACUCAACGGCUUCACCGCCGACGAUGUCAGCCAACUCUUCUUGCCCGAGCAGGACGGCGCCAGCGCGGGAUUCCAUCAGAUUGUAGACGAGGCCAGCGCAUUCCUGAAUGGCGGCGGCGCGGCCAUCCAGAGUUCGGGAUUCUUGGAUGGCGCGGAGGAGGAGACGAUCACUACCUUGCCUGCUGCGGAUGGGGAACACGGCGCGCUGGCCUCUGCCUUCUUCAGUAGCCAGCACAGGGUAAACAUGGACAUGCUCAACCUGGCGUUCCUCAAGGGCAUGGAAGAGGCCAAGAAGUUCUUGCCCACCAACAACAGCCUCCUCAUCGACCUCGAGGCCACCUCCCGGGAGCACCUGCCUGGAGACGGCAAGCUGUCGCGUGUCUUUGCCGCCGGCCAACUGAAGAAGGGGGUGGUGGAUGGAAUGUCAAUGUUCCCAGAAAGAGGUAAUAGCAGGGGGCGCAAGAACAAGCAUAAUUGGGAUGACUUGGAAGCCGAGGCGGGCAGGAACAGCAAGGUGAUGGUGCCCGAGCCGGGGGAAACUGGGGAGAUGGUUGACAAAAUGAUUAUCAAUGUAUACGACAUGUGUCUCGAGAAAAUGAAGGGCCUGCGCAUCACUAUGGGCCGCGAGGCUGAGAAGAACACCAGGAAGGGCAAUGGGAAGUUGGCGCAGGGAAGGCAGAGCUCAAAUGAGGCUGUGGACUUGAGCACAUUGCUUAUCCACUGCGCACAGGCCGUGUCCAUGGACGACCGCCGGAGUGCGACCGAACUGCUUUUGCAAAUCAAGCAGCACUCCUCGCCAGGGGGAGACGCCAAUCAAAGGUUGGCACAUUGUUUCGCCGAGGGACUGGAGGCACGACUGGCAGGCACGGGGAGCACGGUGUGCAAGUCGCUCAUGACAAAGCGAACGUCGGUCGUGGAGCUCCUCAAAGCGCACCAACUGUACCUGGCAGCUUGCUGCUUCAGAAUGACGGCGUACAGGUUCUCCAACAUGACCAUCUGCAAGGCGAUUGCUGGGAGGAAAAAGGUGCACAUUGUGGAUUAUGGUGAGCAAUAUGGGUUCCAGUGGACAAGUUUGCUGGCCCUCUUUGCUACUUGGGAGUGUGGGCCACCGGAGGUGAGGAUCACCAGCAUUGUCCUCUCCCAGCCUGGGCUCCGUCCAGCUGAUCCAAUUGAGGAGACAGGGCGCCGGCUCAGCAAUUGCGCCCGCCAAUUUGGCGUGUCAUUCAAGUUCCGCAGCAUCGUGGUGAAGUGGGAUAUGGUUCGUGUAGAUGAUCUGAACAUUGACCCUGAUGAGGUACUCAUCGUCAAUAGUAUCAUCCAGUUUGGAAAUUUGAUGGAUGAGGGCAUCGAUAUAUAUAGCCCAAGCCCUAGGGAUGUGGUCCUCAGUAACAUCCAGAAGAUGCGGCCAGAUGUGUUUAUCCUUUGUGUUUUGAAUGGCUCAUGUAGCGUGCCAUUCUUUGUAACACGGUUCCGGGAGGCACUGUUCUAUUACUCUGCAAUGUUUGACAUGCUUGAUGCUACGGCCCCACGGGACUGUGACGAACGCUUGCUGGUUGAGCGUGACCUCAUUCGCCGGUGUGCUCUGAAUGUCAUCGCUUGUGAGGGCUCGGACAGGGUGGAGCGCCCUGAGACAUAUAAGCAAUGGCAGGUGCGGAACCACCGGGCACGACUUAGGCAGCUGCCGUUGUAUCCAGAUAUUGUUGAGAUGUUGAGGGAGAAGGUCAAGAACCAGUACCACAAGGACUUUGUCAUUGACGUGGAUCACCAGUGGUUCCUGCAAGGGUGGAAGGGGCGCAUACUCUAUGCCAUGUCAACAUGGGUAGCAGAUGAAGCUAUCUCAGAAUUGUAGCUGCACUUCUGCAUCCAUUCGGGAUAUAGAUAUUGAUGAUGGUAGAUAUAUUUAUGUUUCUGUGUUUAGCAAUGUCAAGUAGCUGUGGUUCAGCAGACUUCAUUUCAAGAUGGUUUGGAGAAGAGGUGAAAUUAAUAAGCUAGGAAUAAGAACAUGCAUAACAAUGUCUUGUAAAAUUAGAUGCUUAAUUAGGUGGCCUUGUUGCUGCUUAGAGAUACAUGGGAUCUUUAGAUAUAGUUCUAGGUAAUGUUGGUGCAGAGCUUGUGUUAAUGUACAACAAACUGAAGAUCCCUAGGUUUUUUUGUGCUAGUAUGGCUGUGUGUUGUUCUGUAGCUGACAAGCAAUUUAUGGACUAUUUGUUUGGCUUUUCA